AUGCAGAAACUCACGAGGCAAUGGCGGAAAUCAGCCGGCAAAGUGGAUGGCGACGAUUAUUCUCUUCCUACCCGCGACGAUUCCCGUCCAAUUGACACCCAAGAGCAAGAGGAACUAAUUCGGUCAUUGGAGAAGAGUCAAUCUCAACAGUCUCUUCUGUGGAGAUGUGUGUUCGCUGGACUGCUUUCGUGUUAUGCGAUUUUCCUCAUUUACUCCAUCUAUCAGCAAGCUUAUUCUCCAUGGGAGUUGCGUUAUCAUGCAUACUUCAUGUAUGAGGUUAAUUCAUGGAGCAUUAUAGCUGCAGAGGUAGCAACUGUUUUCAUAUGCUUAUUGGUCAUUAGUGGCUUGAUGCACAUCUCAAGACAUCAUCGCCUUUGCCUCUGGUGCUCUUUUUUCCCCAGUACACUAUUGGCUGUAUACUGGUGGUACCACAUGCUCAGAUUGACAAAGUUUAGGUGGGAUAUCAUUUGGCUUCCUUGGACACCACUCUUUGGAGCUGGAAUGUGCCUUUAUGUGGACCAUUUACUUGAUGAAUCAUCAGAAGAAAUUAGGAAACUUCGUAGAUAUAUGUAUGCGUACAAGGCUUAUUGA
Molecule: messenger RNA, 591 nt
Organism: Striga hermonthica
Lineage: Eukaryota; Viridiplantae; Streptophyta; Magnoliopsida; Lamiales; Orobanchaceae
Source: the annotation of a GenBank genome assembly